Molecule: messenger RNA, 4826 nt
Organism: Cygnus olor (mute swan)
Lineage: Eukaryota; Metazoa; Chordata; Aves; Anseriformes; Anatidae
Exons: 7
Coding region: 375-1040 (221 amino acids)
Source: RefSeq, a predicted model, not a curated record
AAUGCUAAACAUAAAACUAUGUAGAGUAGCUGCCUGUAAAUGUGCGUGCUUGUGCUCUCUGUCCCAGGAGAGCAGUCCUCAUGGCUCUGUCUCGUCACGGGGACCUACCUGUCUUCUGUGGUUUCUUUUGGUAGCACUCACAUUCUUUAGAUGUAACUGCCUAGUUGCUGUAAAAGAAAAUACGCUGCAGAGAUUACCAGGAAGCCGUAUCUGGCAUAAGUUAAUUAGUAAUUUUUAUAGAGAAGGAUGCUGUAAAACAAGCUCAAAAUCCGUGAUCCUUGACUUGCUACAGUCAAUAACAGUAGCAGAAAGUGCGUUCUGCUGUUAGCAAAAUCUGGAAGUAACCAUCUGUUGUUACCACACUUGGCUUCAGGAUGUCCGUUCUUAACGUCCUGCUUUUCAUUCUGUUGCUGGCCGGUGGUUCGCUGAGUGAACAAACAUCAGAACCCAACUGCAUUGCAGUUGAGGACUUUAAAGCCUGCUUGGGUAAUACAGACAACUUCUGUCCUACGAAUAUCUCUUGUCAAUGUAAAAAUGAAAAACCUUUUUGCAGAUGUGAUUACUACAGAGAGGGCUGGAAGGAGUAUUGGUACAUGGGCCCCAAAUGCAACCAGCUUUGGAGCACAUUGGAUUUAAUUUUAGUAACCAUUCUUCCUGCAGUAGCACUGGUUUUCCUAGUUAUUGUAAUAUUUCAGUGUGUCCACUGCUGUAAAAGUAAAAAAGCGGGGAAACAGACAAAUUCUCCAUACCAUGAAGCACAGCAUAACCCUGCAUUUACUCAUGAACUGUCUGGUAACCUGGGACAUCAGCAGCCACCAAGGGAUGCCUGGAUUGGACAAAUGCCAAAAGCUGUACUGAGAAGACAAGAUUUUGAUGAUUUCCCAACCUCAAGUCAAUCAGAUAAGUAUAGCCCUGUGUAUUCUCAGCCCUCGAGGAGACCAGACUAUGCUUCCAACCAGCGACCUCAACAAUAUGACAAAUUUGUCUAUUCAGGCAACAAUACACCGUAUGCACAGGGGAGACAGUAUCAGAGAUACUAAUACCCGUGCUCCCUACUUCUGAAGUGUCUCAGCGUGCUGUGAUCAAUGAAUGGACAAUCCAAAUGCUGAGAGAUCAGUAAGACCUUGUGUGCUCUGUUACACAGAGAAAGUAAUAGCUGUUAGAAAGCACUAGAAGUUAUUGCAAAAAAAAAAAAAGUAUAGAAGACAAUUACAAAACAAAACAUAUUUCUGAAAUUACCAUCCCAUUUGUUUGCUUUAUAUUUGAUGACAGUUUAGCUUUCUGAAUACCUGAUUUUACAGUUUACACAGCUGUUUCUACGUAUUGCUUAAAUUGUUGCACAUCUGUCUGGACCCAUGUUCUUAUGUGAUUAAUUGUGUCCUGUGCCUAAAUGACAAGAAGUACCUGUCACCUUUCUUCAGAAGAAAUUCAUGGGAAAAAAGGAAGACUCAAAAAUUCAAUAUGAGAAAUGACAAAUACGUAUGCUAAUCAUCAUUCUUCCUUUAUUGCUUCCCAGGAGGGCUUAAAUGCAUCUUAAAAGGAAAGUGGGGGGAGCUGCAUCUUUUCUUACUUUUCAAGACGGUUUGUCAAAGAUAGCUUCUACCGGGCACAGGUUUUGCUUCUUGGUGUCUGUUUGGCUUAUCCAUUUAUUUGUGAUGUUUGCCCCACUCUUUCAUGAUCUCUGUCCGUAUGCUGGUGAACAAUGGUUUCUAGUCUAAUGCUUUUACUAGAACCAUGAAUUUCUCUGACUAAAAUUAGGAAGAUUCUCCAGGGCACUGUAGCACACAGAGCCUGCUGUUCCCUGACAGUAUUUCUUUGUUUUUCCCCGAAGGAGCCAAUAUGUAAGGAAGAAAAACAACAAAUUACAUACAAGUUUGAACUGUGUAGUAAAGUCUGUAUUCUUGUGUACUCCAAUAACGCAAGGAAUUAGGUAGAAGGGAGGGCUCUGUUCUCAGGCACAGCCACCUAGGCCCACUGACACUGGCAGCAUUGUGCAAGCGCAACCAAGGCACUUUGCUUCCCAGUGUCUCAAGAUGCAUCAAAUUGACUAACUAUUGACUGACGCAGCAAACAGCCUGUGAACCCAUUCCAUUCUCCCUUGUUUCUUCAUAAUUUUGUCUUCCUUAGUCAUCUUGUUGAUCCAAACAGCUCAAAUGUUUUGCCUUUAAAAAUGCAGUUUGUCUUUGUAACUUGCUUUGUGAAUAAUGAAAAUAAAUGAAGCUAUGGAAAAUUGACUACCUUACCACUAACUAACAAAUAAAAGAUACUGAAGUCCUGGAUAUUUUUCCCAUUUUCCAAAAAGUUUCAAUCAUAUUAUAAUUAAUGAUUCUUAAUGUUAGUUGAUAUGUGAAACUGUAAGACAAAAACAGAAUCUUAAGGUGUUCAGAAACAUGCAAAUACUGGCAUUUCAUAUUUAUAAAUCAGAAUUCCCUCCCUGCAAGCAGCUUCGUGGCGUAACUGCACCCUGGCACUUUCCAUGCUCUCCACAACUCUCAGCAAUUGCCCAGACUGUAUUGGCUUUCCUAUGCAAGUAUGGUUGUGGAGUCUGAAUAGGUUUCUGGCUUCUCUCAUUUUGCUUUUUGUUCCUUGCAAGAAUUUAGUGAGUAAGUACAGCUUCCUACUGGGGAAAAAAAAAGGAGGGGCGUCUCCAAAGCUGACAGUUUUUCUUGGCUCUGUAAGGUAGGUGCCAUCUUGGCUGGUGUUCUUUAAAUCUCCAGCCACAACUGCUUUUUUUAUUAUUUUACUUUCUUUAAGUUUCUGUUUCUUCUCCAGUGUAACAGCUAUCUGAAGUGUCACCAAUGUUAUUUUUGCUACUGCAAGAAACUGGUAGGCAUUUAAGUCUGGACCUAGAAUGUAUUGAGGGCAGAUUUGCCAGCUGUUAAAUCACGUAAUUAUAGGGUCAUUUUUCAUGGUGAGCUGAAAAUGCACGCACCAAAAUUCAUUGAAAAGAAACCAGAGAUUUUCUGAAUGUGAACUGCUUGUAAACCUGCAUUACAGUGUCCUCUGGGGUUGCACACAGCCCUGAACAAUGCAUUUACACAUCAGCAUUAACAAUUUUGUUGCUGAUUAAAGCACAGAAAAAAAAAUAAUUAUUCAUACUAGUAACAUCUGUACAGCCACUUUGAAGCAGCAUCUUGUCUCACCAAAGGAUGAAACAUGGAAGAAUGCCAUUGCUUUUACUGGUCUCACCCACUUCUUUCUAUAGGCAUGUUCAGUGGAAGUAUCCUACCGUCACCCAGUUCCUCUUCAGUUUCUAUCAGGAAUAAGUGAAAAUAGUUCUCUGUUAUCUUCUGAAUCAUAACAGAAAUUGUGGUGCUAACACAUCUGUUUAGAUCUUAGGCUAUCAGUUUAUUAUAGCCCCAGAAAUCAGGUCUCAAUGUGUCUGAAUUUUUUGCAUGAAUGAAUUCUUUUCAUCGCUUCUUAGCCUCCGGUAGUGCCGUAAUUUAAAGAACUCAUUGUUAUUGACCUCUAGCUCCAUUCACCAAGCUGUAAGUGACUGUAGAAUUUAAUGUAAGAGUGUCUAGUUUGAUAUCCCACCCCUCCUUUGAAAAGGAGUAGGGUAAAGAGAUCAGACAGUCCUGUCACAUGUACUUGGUGCUGGCAAGAGAGAUCUGGAAGGUAGGCACUCGUGCUGCUUGAGAAUAAAGUUUCACAGAAAACAAAGCUUUCCUGCUCAGACUUCUCUGCUCAUUACUCUCAGGCAGAUCAAGAGUUGCAGGACAUUAGCCAAGGGGACAGGCACUUCUCCUGAUACACUUAACCGCUUGUGAUCAGAUCAUCAAUCUUAACAUCAGGCGGUGGUAUGUGAAAGAGAAGUGUGAAGAAACUGCUUGAAAUACUCUGGUGUCACUAAUAGCAACAAUGAUAAUUUUAAGGAAUACCUUUUUGGUUAUGUCAUCUGUAAAGCAUUAUGCUUUGGAUGUUUGUCUCUUACCUGGAGAGCAGAGAAGCUCUGCAAUUCCUUAAAACCUGUGUGUUUGAGCUGAAGGGCAAGGAGCAAUUCUGGUGUUUCUGCUAGUUGUCAUGGUUAUGAUGUGCUACUUCCCUGUCAGGUAUAAAUAUUUUAAAUUGCUGUAUGAUGUGGUGAUUUGGCCUUUGCGCAUUCUUUCUGAUUCAGUGCAGUGACUUUUGUUAUUUGGAUACCUGCAGUCCUGGUACCUCGGGUUGGGUUGGGUUUGGUUUGGUGUGGUGGUGUUGGUUUUGUUUUGGUUUGUUUCAUUCUGUACUUCUGACCGCUGCUUUGGAUUGCUUUUCUUUGUAAUUGCUACCUUGCUCUGCACAUUCACAUGUUGGGUCUGAUGAUGUGUGCUGUGUCACGCUGUUGGCAGUAGCCUUGUUGCUACUUUACGCUCAUUCUACUUUUGAGAUUUCCCUUGAUAUUAUUCCAGAAGAGAGAAUACAGCACAGAUAGGAUUUUGUUGAAGAAAGAUAAUUAUCUUUCUUUUUCUGCUCUUCUGAUUGAAUCACCUUGUAAGAUUCACUCACUUCCACAAGAAUUCAGUCUUGCAAAUACCCAUUCAUUUUUCCCCUCAUUCCUAAUUGUGUUGAUCAGUUUGAAAUAAUUUUCUCAUCAGAAUGUCUACCUUUUACUAGAGCAUCUAUAACAUCUAGAGCAUCUACAAGAUCUACAAUAAUUCUUAAUUACUGUAUUUACUUUGGUGUUUGGAAUGUUAUGGCCAGCAGCUUUACUCCAUUACUCUGCUGCUUGUGUCUUAAAAGAAGGAAAAUGUGGGGGGUAGGAAGUGGGGUGUGUGAAACACAGAAGUCUUCAAGCUGAAUACUUAAGUGAAAGUCCAUGAAUAAGAAUUCUGUGAGAUUUCCAGAAG